This is a messenger RNA of Drosophila nasuta, 1049 nucleotides long. It is a transcript of the gene PGRP-LD, whose product is annotated as Peptidoglycan recognition protein LD. The transcript has 4 exons. Lineage: Eukaryota; Metazoa; Arthropoda; Insecta; Diptera; Drosophilidae. The record is from RefSeq and is a predicted model, not a curated record. The coding region runs from base 249 to 1049 and encodes 266 amino acids. Gene Ontology annotation, biological process: peptidoglycan catabolic process. Gene Ontology annotation, molecular function: N-acetylmuramoyl-L-alanine amidase activity; zinc ion binding.
GCCUCAGUCGGCUUGUGGACUCAAUCGCUGGUGUUAUGCUCGCCUCAUCGUCGGCUCUGUACAAUGUCGAACAUCAAGCCGCGUGGAUCUAUCGCAAUCGAGUGACGCAUUCCAGUGCAAACCAGUGCCAAGUGGCCAAGUGGGUCUCACUUACAUACAAGGUGGAUAGGUGGAUGUGUUAAGGCUGUCUGCGCCUGCACUUGACUCUAGUGUGUAAAGUGAGAGCGACAACUUUUCGCAUAUAUGUUAUGGAAAUCUCACAGAGUGUGGCGUAUUUGCAGGUUGUGGAUGACAGCGAUACCAGCUCCACAUCCUCUGAGGAAAGUCUGAUUACCAUUGCACCCAAUGAGCGAACUCCAUUGUUGUUGGGCCACCGCGUUUCCGCCUCCGCCUCCGCCCAUGACUCCUCCUCGCCGUCCUUCUCCUCAUCAAUGUACACAAAAGAAUGCCUUAAUUGGCGCAUCAUUGGACUACUUGUGAUGUUUACCACCGGCCUCGGAGUGGCCUCCUAUUUGCUCUGGCUAGAACGUCCAAAGAGCCCAGAUAACGAUUACCAAUUGAGUCUAACCCAGCACGAUUUAUGGAGUCUUUGCCCACUGCAGGGGCAGGCGCUGCUGGAGGCGGGGAAGGUGGUCAAUGUGUACAUCACCCACACUGGAGGCGUGGAGUGCACCGAGAAUUGUGCACAGCUGCUGCAUACGCUGCAGCACCAGCAUUUGGGGGAGUUGCCGUAUAAUUUCCUCAUGGCUGGGGAUUGUGAGGCAUACGAGGCACGUGGCUGGCGAUAUGCGAGUAACUAUGGAACACUGCCGCAAUCCAGUUCCUUGGUGCUGGCUUUUGUGGGCAACUUUACUCAGCAGCUGCCCAGCAGUUGUCAGUUGGAGAUGGCGGAAGCGUUGCUCUGGGAAUCCCAAAGACGGAGGAAACUCCAACCAAGAUAUCAACUGUAUGCACUGAGGAAUGUGAGUCGAAGCGAGUUCGAUGCGGAUGCACUGCAGCGGAAGCUGAGACAAUGGCCUCUUUAUGCUGGAUUGGAGCAAGUAAAGUGA